This is a messenger RNA of Salvia splendens (bonfire salvia), 1252 nucleotides long. Its product is annotated as mitochondrial outer membrane protein porin 2. Gene Ontology annotation, biological process: monoatomic anion transmembrane transport. The coding region runs from base 131 to 961 and encodes 276 amino acids. NCBI's taxonomy places the organism in Eukaryota, Viridiplantae, Streptophyta, Magnoliopsida, Lamiales, Lamiaceae. The transcript has 6 exons. Gene Ontology annotation, molecular function: voltage-gated monoatomic anion channel activity. The record is from RefSeq and is a predicted model, not a curated record. Gene Ontology annotation, cellular component: mitochondrial outer membrane.
CGACACUACCCUAUCACCACUGAAAAAGCCCUCCGACUCCAAAUCUCUCACUUCUCUCUCCCCUCAUCUUCUCUUCUCACUUUUCGCUGUCACUUCUCUAAUCUGUGGAAUAAAUUGAGAAGAACUGAAAAUGAGCAAGGGACCGGGACUCUUUACAGAUAUCGGCAAGAAAGCCAAAGAUCUGCUGACUAGAGAUUAUCUCUCUGAUCACAAAUUCUCCGUCUCCACCUACAGUGAAUCUGGAUUGGCCCUCACAACAUCCACAGUGAAAAAGGGAGGUUAUUCAUCUGGUGAUGUGGCAGCUCAGUACGCAUAUAAGAAUACUUCUACAGAUCUGAAAGUUGAUACUGAUUCAAAUAUCUCAGCCACUUUCACUGUUGCUGAUAUUAUUCCUUCAUCAAAGACCAUUGCGAACCUGAAAUAUCCCAAUUAUGAGUCCGGAAAGCUAGAAUUUCAGUACUUCCAUCCUCAUGCAUCCCUCACUGCAGCUGUUGGUCUGAACCAAACUCCUCCACUUGAUUUCUCUGUCACCCUUGGUACUCCCACCUUUGCUUUGGGUGCAGAGGCAGGUUAUGAAACCACUUCUGGAAAGUUGAUAAAAUACACGGCUGGAAUCACCGUGACAAAGCCGGAUUCAUCUGCUUCAGUAAUUCUGGGUGAUAAAGGAGAUACCAUUAAGGCAUCAUACAUACACUACCUUGAUGAAUUGAAGAGGAGUGCUGCUGUGGGAGAAAUCACCCGAAAAUUCUCCACAAAUCAGAACACAUUUACAGUGGGAGGAUCUUGCGCUGUUGACAGCCUGACACAAGUGAAAGUGAAGCUUGAUAAUCAUGGUACACUAGCUGCUACUUUGCAGCAUCAGGUCAUUCGCAAAUCUCUCGUGACCAUAUCCAGUGAAUUUGACACUAAGUCCUUGGACAAGACUCCCAAAUUUGGCGUAUCGCUCGCUCUGAAGCCUUGAAAGCUCCUAGAUUAAGCAUCUUGCAUUUGAAUGCUGUUCCUGUUGCAUCGGAAAAAGUUUCCAAGUAGGUUUCCAAAUAAGUACUAGUAUCAGAAAUUUAUUGUUCCCUGCAGUUGACAUAUCAUCAUGCAUUGAUGCACGGGGAAGUUCUAUGAUGUUUUGUGGGUUUUGAACCGCCUACUGUGUCUCUGUCUAUUUAGGCUUUUUGACAUCAGAAAAUAUUCUUUACAUUUAACUAUUUUGGCUCGUUUUACGAAGAGAGAAUGAAGCACGGUUUCAUGCGUUUGAGUA